AUGGCAGAUGGCAUGGCAAGAUUGAGCAACAAACCGCAGUGCGUUAUCGUGCACGUCGAUGUUGGUACACAGGGUCUGGCUGCGGCCGUUCACAAUGCUUCUUGUGGGCGAGCACCGGUUCUCAUCUUCGCCGGGUUGUCUCCCUAUACAAUCGAGGGGGAAUACCGUGGUUCAAGAACAGAAUACAUCCAUUGGAUUCAAGAUGUCCCUGAUCAAAAGCAGAUCGUCGCGCAAUAUUGCAGGUAUACGGGCGAGAUCAAGGCCGGCCGUAAUGUCAAGCAGAUCGUCAACCGCGCUUUGCAGUUUGCAACCAGUGAUCCCCAAGGGCCGGUAUACAUCUGUGGUGCGCGAGAGCCAAUGGAGGAAGACAUUGAGCCCUAUCACUUAAACCAAGAGGUCUGGAAGGCAGUAUCACUCGGCGAACUACCACCGGAUGCUGUCAAAAUGAUCUCCCAUGAGCUCGUCAAGGCGACAGAGCCUCUACUCAUUGUGGGAUACACUGGACGAAAUCCAGGAUCAGUCGCCGCAGCUGUUGCGUUAGCAGACAAAAUCCCCGGACUCCGGGUCCUCGACACAGGUGGUUCUGACAUGUGUUUUCCGGCCGAUCACCCGGCAGCUUUGGGUCUGAGGUACGGUUCUGAUCCAGCCAUCGCCACCGCCGAUUUCAUUCUCGUGGUCGACUGCGAUGUGCCUUGGAUACCGACCCAAUGCAAGCCCAGAGAUGAUGCGAGGAUCGUCCAUCUCGAUGUGGAUCCUUUGAAACAACAGAUGCCCGUCUUCUAUAUUCCAGCCUAUGCUCGGUUCAAGGUGGACUCCACUACAUCAUUUACUCAACUCAACGAUUAUCUUGCCUCGAACUCGGAGCUGAGUGCAGCACUGUCAGACGAGGCCCACAUUACAGCCCGCAGAAAGAGACAAGAAGCUCAUACCGCGAGGUGGAGUCAAUUCAAGGGACUGGCUAAAAUCCCUUCGGAUCCUCACAACACCGCCAUCGACCCCCAUGUCCUGGGUGGACAGAUCAGAGCGACUGUGCCGGAGGACACCAUCUUUGCCGUGGAAGCCGUGACUCUGACCGCUUUUAUCGCCGACCAGAUUGCACCCGUACUCCCGAAAUCAUGGAUCAAUUGUGGCGGUGGUGGCCUUGGAUGGUCCGGCGGUGGAGCGUUGGGAAUAAAACUCGCAUCCGAUUACGAGAACCGAGACAUGCAGUCGGGUGAUCGCACCGGCACCAACAAAGGCAAAUUUGUAUGUCAGAUCGUAGGAGACGGCAGCUUUUUGUUCUCCGUGCCUGGGUCUGUGUACUGGAUCGCCCAGCGCUACGACAUCCCGAUCUUAACCAUUGUCCUGAAUAACAAGGGCUGGAAUGCACCGAGAAAGUCCAUGCUCCUAGUCCACCCGCAUGGCGAGGGCAGCAAAGUCGACAACAAGGCCCUGAAUAUCAGCUUCGAGCCGACACCUGAUUAUGCCGGCCUCGCCAAGGCAGCAAGCGGUGGGCAUGCAUGGGCAGCGACUAUCUCUACGAUAGCGGAACUACUCGCGGAGUUGCCCAAGGCCGUGGAUGCGGUCAAGGGCGGUAGAUGUGCGAUUCUCGAAGUCAAGAUCGGGGCCGGACUGCCGACGGCACCUGUUGGAGAAGUGACCAGUGCAGAUGUGGGUGACUCUAGUGGCUAA
Molecule: messenger RNA, 1671 nt
Organism: Capronia epimyces CBS 606.96
Lineage: Eukaryota; Fungi; Ascomycota; Eurotiomycetes; Chaetothyriales; Herpotrichiellaceae
Exons: 1
Coding region: 1-1671 (556 amino acids)
Biological process (GO): L-valine biosynthetic process
Cellular component (GO): acetolactate synthase complex; mitochondrion
Molecular function (GO): thiamine pyrophosphate binding; acetolactate synthase activity; magnesium ion binding
Source: RefSeq, a predicted model, not a curated record